ACCGAAUCAGGAGACAAAUGACGAAAUUCAUCAUACUUUUGGCAGUCUUGGCCAUCGGCUCUCAGGCUCUGGCUAAGCCGCCACCGAGACACUUCGAUAGAAUUGAUCCUUUCCGCAAGAUAAGCGAUCAUGGCAAUCGAACUACUGACGAAAAUGAGGCUUCUGGAGACGAAGACAAAUUAGAACGACCUGGCAUGCAUGGUGAUGAAUUUAGCGAUGAUGGCGAUGAUGAGAUUGACUUGGUUAUUGAAGUUGAAUCUUUGCCACGACAUCACAACCGUGAGUUUGGAAAAAGACAUCAUGCUUCGAAUGGCACCGAAUUCGAUGCGCUCUCUGAUUCCGCUGACAACAAUAGGUCAACACCCAUGCAGCUAUGGAAUGCUGAAGAUUUUUCUGGAGAGCAAACUCUGAUUGUGCAUGCGAUACCGAAAGCAUCGCCUAAAGAGGAUGCAGGAUUCAAUCAGAGUGACGAAUACGACGUGACAUUUGAUUCCGGAGAAGAACCAACUAUUCCGGAGACAGGCAUGUAUAUAAUCGAAUUAUUCGACGCAAUUCGGAGGAACACGGAGUUCCAUGGCGAACAGAGUUCACACGCUCCAAGCGGCACAAACGGACAUGAAACGACCAAUUUGCAUAAUGCAAGACAUAGGAUUUCCCCAAACAAGUCGGCGACUCAAAAUCAGGAAAAAAGCAACGAAAUCCGAAAUGUUGGCACUGAUUCGACCCUCAACGCGGAAAAUCAACAGGAUCAUCACGAUCAGAGUUCGGUAUCCGACGGAUUUGCAUCUGAUUCAUCCAAAAGUGCGGAAAAUAAAAGCUCGUCUUCCCAAGAGGCCUCUCAGUCGACAAGUUCUGCGUCCGAAUCAUCUUCUGAAGAAAGAGCCAGCUCGUCCACGUCGGAUUACGCCACAUCGGAAGACUCGUCCAGGAUGGUUGCCACGGAUACGGAUCGUACAGCAACCACGCUCGGAAGCAACGAAGUCCGAGGUGUAGGCACCGGUUCGACCCUCAACGCGGAAAAUCAACAGGGUUAUCACGAUCAGAGUUCAGUAUCCGGCGGAUUUGCAUCUGAUUCAUCCAAAAGUGCGGAAAAUGAAAGCUCGUCUUCCGAACAGGCCUCUCAGUCGACAAGUUCUGCGUCCGAAUCAUCUUCUGAAGAAAGAGCCAGCUCGUCCACGUCGGAUUACGCCACAUCGGAAGACUCGUCCAGGAUGGUUGCCGCGGAUACGGAUCGUACAGCAACCACGCUCGGAAGCAACGGAGUCCGAGGUGUAGGCACUGGUUCGACCCUCAACGCGGAAAAUCAACAGGGUUAUCACGAUCAGAGUUCAGUAUCCAGCGGAUUUGCAUCUGAUUCAUCCAAAAGUGCGGAAAAUGAAAGCUCGUCUUCCGAACAGGCCUCUCAGUCGACAAGUUCUGCGUCCGAAUCAUCUUCUGAAGAAAGAGCCAGCUCGUCCACGUCGGAUUACGCCACAUCGGAAGACUCGUCCAGGAUGGUUGCCGCGGAUACGGAUCGUACAGCAACCACGCUCGGAAGCAACGGAGUCCGAGGUGUAGGCACUGGUUCGACCCUCAACGCGGAAAAUCAACAGGGUUAUCACGAUCAGAGUUCAGUAUCCGGCGGAUUUGCAUCUGAUUCAUCCAAAAGUGCGGAAAAUGAAAGCUCGUCUUCCGAACAGGCCUCUCAGUCGACAAGUUCUGCGUCCGAAUCAUCUUCUGAAGAAAGAGCCAGCUCGUCCACGUCGGAUUACGCCACAUCGGAAGACUCGUCCAGGAUGGUUGCCGCGGAUACGGAUCGUACAGCAACCACGCUCGGAAGCAACGGAGUCCGAGGUGUAGGCACUGGUUCGACCCUCAACGCGGAAAAUCAACAGGGUUAUCACGAUCAGAGUUCAGUAUCCGGCGGAUUUGCAUCUGAUUCAUCCAAAAGUGCGGAAAAUGAAAGCUCGUCUUCCGAACAGGCCUCUCAGUCGACAAGUUCUGCGUCCGAAUCAUCUUCUGAAGAAAGAGCCAGCUCGUCCACGUCGGAUUACGCCACAUCGGAAAACUCGUCCAGGAUGGUUGCCGCGGAUACGGAUCGUACAGCAACCACGCUCGGAAGCAACGGAGUCCGAGGUGUAGGCACUGGUUCGACCCUCAACGCGGAAAAUCAACAGGGUUAUCACGAUCAGAGUUCAGUAUCCGGCGGAUUUGCAUCUGAUUCAUCCAAAAGUGCGGAAAAUGAAAGCUCGUCUUCCGAACAGGCCUCUCAGUCGACAAGUUCUGCGUCCGAAUCAUCUUCUGAAGAAAGAGCCAGCUCGUCCACGUCGGAUUACGCCACAUCGGAAGACUCGUCCAGGAUGGUUGCCGCGGAUACGGAUCGUACAGCAACCACGCUCGGAAGCAACGGAGUCCGAGGUGUAGGCACUGGUUCGACCCUCAACGCGGAAAAUCAACAGGGUUAUCACGAUCAGAGUUCAGUAUCCGGCGGAUUUGCAUCUGAUUCAUCCAAAAGUGCGGAAAAUGAAAGCUCGUCUUCCGAACAGGCCUCUCAGUCGACAAGUUCUGCGUCCGAAUCAUCUUCUGAAGAAAGAGCCAGCUCGUCCACGUCGGAUUACGCCACAUCGGAAGACUCGUCCAGGAUGGUUGCCGCGGAUACGGAUCGUACAGCAACCACGCUCGGAAGCAACGGAGUCCGAGGUGUAGGCACUGGUUCGACCCUCAACGCGGAAAAUCAACAGGGUUAUCACGAUCAGAGUUCAGUAUCCGGCGGAUUUGCAUCUGAUUCAUCCAAAAGUGCGGAAAAUGAAAGCUCGUCUUCCGAACAGGCCUCUCAGUCGACAAGUUCUGCGUCCGAAUCAUCUUCUGAAGAAAGAGCCAGCUCGUCCACGUCGGAUUACGCCACAUCGGAAAACUCGUCCAGGAUGGUUGCCGCGGAUACGGAUCGUACAGCAACCACGCUCGGAAGCAACGGAGUCCGAGGUGUAGGCACUGGUUCGACCCUCAACGCGGAAAAUCAACAGGGUUAUCACGAUCAGAGUUCAGUAUCCGGCGGAUUUGCAUCUGAUUCAUCCAAAAGUGCGGAAAAUGAAAGCUCGUCUUCCGAACAGGCCUCUCAGUCGACAAGUUCUGCGUCCGAAUCAUCUUCUGAAGAAAGAGCCAGCUCGUCCACGUCGGAUUACGCCACAUCGGAAGACUCGUCCAGGAUGGUUGCCGCGGAUACGGAUCGUACAGCAACCACGCUCGGAAGCAACGGAGUCCGAGGUGUAGGCACUGGUUCGACCCUCAACGCGGAAAAUCAACAGGGUUAUCACGAUCAGAGUUCAGUAUCCGGCGGAUUUGCAUCUGAUUCAUCCAAAAGUGCGGGAUAUGAAAGCUCGUCUUCCGAACAGGCCUCUCAGUCGACAAGUUCUGCGUCCGAAUCAUCUUCUGAAGAAAGAGCCAGCUCGUCCACGUCGGAUUACGCCACAUCGAAAGACUCGUCCAGGAUGGUUGCCGCGGAUACGGAUCGUACAGCAACCACGCUCGGAAGCAACGGAGUCCGAGGUGUAGGCACUGAUUCGACCCUCAACGCGGAAAAUCAACAGGGUUAUCACGAUCAGAGUUCAGUAUCCGGCGGAUUUGCAUCUGAUUCAUCCAAAAGUGCGGAAAAUGAAAGCUCGUCUUCCGAACAGGCCUCUCAGUCGACAAGUUCUGCGUCCGAAUCAUCUUCUGAAAAAAGAGCCAGCUCGUCCACGUCGGAUUACGCCACAUCGGAAGACUCGUCCAGGAUGGUUGCCGCGGAUACGGAUCGUACAGCAACCACGCUCGGAAGCAACGGAGUCCGAGGUGUAGGCACUGGUUCGACCCUCAACGCGGAAAAUCAACAGGGUUAUCACGAUCAGAGUUCAGUAUCCGGCGGAUUUGCAUCUGAUUCAUCCAAAAGUGCGGGAUAUGAAAGCUCGUCUUCCGAACAGGCCUCUCAGUCGACAAGUUCUGCGUCCGAAUCAUCUUCUGAAAAAAGAGCCAGCUCGUCCACGUCGGAUUACGCCACAUCGGAAGACUCGUCCAGGAUGGUUGCCGCGGAUACGGAUCGUACAGCAACCACGCUCGGAAGCAACGGAGUCCGAGGUGUAGGCACUGAUUCGACCCUCAACGCGGAAAAUCAACAGGGUUAUCACGAUCAGAGUUCAGUAUCCGGCGGAUUUGCAUCUGAUUCAUCCAAAAGUGCGGAAAAUGAAAGCUCGUCUUCCGAACAGGCCUCUCAGUCGACAAGUUCUGCGUCCGAAUCAUCUUCUGAAAAAAGAGCCAGCUCGUCCACGUCGGAUUACGCCACAUCGGAAGACUCGUCCAGGAUGGUUGCCGCGGAUACGGAUCGUACAGCAACCACGCUCGGAAGCAACGGAGUCCGAGGUGUAGGCACUGGUUCGACCCUCAACGCGGAAAAUCAACAGGGUUAUCACGAUCAGAGUUCAGUAUCCGGCGGAUUUGCAUCUGAUUCAUCCAAAAGUGCGGGAUAUGAAAGCUCGUCUUCCGAACAGGCCUCUCAGUCGACAAGUUCUGCGUCCGAAUCAUCUUCUGAAGAAAGAGCCAGCUCGUCCACGUCGGAUUACGCCACAUCGGAAGACUCGUCCAGGAUGGUUGCCGCGGAUACGGAUCGUACAGCAACCACGCUCGGAAGCAACGGAGUCCGAGGUGUAGGCACUGGUUCGACCCUCAACGCGGAAAAUCAACAGGGUUAUCACGAUCAGAGUUCAGUAUCCGGCGGAUUUGCAUCUGAUUCAUCCAAAAGUGCGGAAAAUGAAAGCUCGUCUUCCGAACAGGCCUCUCAGUCGACAAGUUCUGCGUCCGAAUCAUCUUCUGAAGAAAGAGCCAGCUCGUCCACGUCGGAUUACGCCACAUCGGAAGACUCGUCCAGGAUGGUUGCCGCGGAUACGGAUCGUACAGCAACCACGCUCGGAAGCAACGGAGUCCGAGGUGUAGGCACUGGUUCGACCCUCAACGCGGAAAAUCAACAGGGUUAUCACGAUCAGAGUUCAGUAUCCGGCGGAUUUGCAUCUGAUUCAUCCAAAAGUGCGGAAAAUGAAAGCUCGUCUUCCGAACAGGCCUCUCAGUCGACAAGUUCUGCGUCCGAAUCAUCUUCUGAAGAAAGAGCCAGCUCGUCCACGUCGGAUUACGCCACAUCGGAAGACUCGUCCAGGAUGGUUGCCGCGGAUACGGAUCGUACAGCAACCACGCUCGGAAGCAACGGAGUCCGAGGUGUAGGCACUGGUUCGACCCUCAACGCGGAAAAUCAACAGGGUUAUCACGAUCAGAGUUCAGUAUCCGGCGGAUUUGCAUCUGAUUCAUCCAAAAGUGCGGGAUAUGAAAGCUCGUCUUCCGAACAGGCCUCUCAGUCGACAAGUUCUGCGUCCGAAUCAUCUUCUGAAGAAAGAGCCAGCUCGUCCACGUCGGAUUACGCCACAUCGGAAGACUCGUCCAGGAUGGUUGCCGCGGAUACGGAUCGUACAGCAGCCACGCUCGGAAGCAACGAAGUCCGAGGUGUAGGCACUGGUUCGACCCUCAACGCGGAAAAUCAACAGGGUUAUCACGAUCAGAGUUCAGUAUCCGGCGGAUUUGCAUCUGAUUCAUCCAAAAGUGCGGAAAAUGAAAGCUCGUCUUCGGAACAGGUCUCUCAGUCGACAAGUUCUGCGUCCGAAGCAUCGUCUGAAGAAAGAACAAGCUCGUCCUCGUCGGAUCAAGCCACCUCCGACAAGUCAUCCGGAUCCGUCACUGUGAUUAAGGGACACACACGCGACUCGAUUGGAAGUGACGAAAAUAGAGUCUUACAAGUCCGUUCAACUGGCACUAGUAACAAUUUCGAUGUCCUUGAUUCAAAUUCCUCUGGAUCGACAGAAUUCGCGUCUGUUUUCGCGUCUCUUGCCCAAGAACAACCUUCUGCUUAUUCUGUUUCUUCCGCUUCUACAGAUUGCUACAACCGAUGUUUCCAGCAGUGUUCAGUUUUUCCAACCGUGUAGUUCAUUUCAUGAUUGUCACUUAACUACGGAGCAUUCAACCUUGCUCCUGAAGUGAAUUCCACUCCCUAGUAAUAGAAUCCUUCUUCCGUUAUUAUUAUACUGAACUCUUGUGGCACUACUGGCGAAAUGCGCAAUUAUCAUUCGACCUGUCUGUCCCAUUAUCGGGUUAGUGUACGGGAAAUUUUACAAAAAAAUUGGUAAUCAUUGAGUACAUCAUCCAGUGUUACCUUUCACGCUGAGAUUUAUGAUGGACUACGAGUCAGCCCAGAUCUAUCCCUUAUAAACUUUGGAUUCACGACUGACCUGCUCAAUGUCGACGUCACGACAAAUUUCAAACAUAGAAUGUACACGAUAUCGUCCUGCUCCGUUCUACAUUACAGACUAAACCAAACUGUUCAAACAUUCAAAUCCUCUAAAUCCUGUUUAAAUUUGUUAGACCAUCCUAGGUCACUCUACCGACAAAUUGUGCACCAUAUACUGUGUAUUGCAAACGAACCAGGCUUCUGCCUCACGUUUGGCAUUCCUAUAUCGAAUAUCGCGGCAUCGGCUCAAAAUAUAAGUUGUACUUCCGCCUGCAAUUGAUCGACUCUAUACCUUUCUGGUAAUACGUCAAUUACGACUCGACUUCACGCUCUUCGGGAAUUAACUUUGCUGUUUCAAAUCCAUGUGUAACGAGUUUCAAAUCGAUCAUAAGUAUGUGAUAAAUUUGGAUGCCAGUGCAAGUCAAAUAACGAACCGCACAACAGUUCAGCAAGAGCACAUUCUGACCCAAAGAGUUGACUGUGAAUAUUAAUACGAUCGUCUUGAGGUGCGCCGCUAUGUAACGAAUGUUACAGAAAUGUAGUAAGAAAUAAAUGUCUAUAGCUUACACAUGAAUUUUCUUGAAAUGUACAACUAUCUGUUACAUUUUUAUUCUUGAAGUAAUGCAAAUCCAUUUUAUCACUAUUUGGAUUACGAGUUUCUUUGUUUCAAUCCAUACUUGAAUUCUAUUCUAUAUGCUGCGUCUAUUUUUCUUCUUGUAUUCUUGUCUGUUGUAUUGUAUUUCAUAUAAUAUGUAUAAUUUUUGGACCACAUUGUCUGUCCGAAAAAAUAAAACACAGAAACGGUUGUUAACGAUAAAUUCCAAGGUUGUAUGGGAUUAUCGUACUUUGACGAGAAGUUUUCAGUGUCAAUCGAAA
This is a messenger RNA of Neodiprion fabricii, 7153 nucleotides long. Its product is annotated as streptococcal hemagglutinin-like. The record is from RefSeq and is a predicted model, not a curated record. NCBI's taxonomy places the organism in Eukaryota, Metazoa, Arthropoda, Insecta, Hymenoptera, Diprionidae. The transcript has 5 exons. Bases 18 to 5975 code for a protein of 1985 amino acids.